AUGGGUCUUCCUACCGGUGUUUACAGAGCUGACCACGUCGGUUCGUGGCUGAGGCCCAAGGCCGUCCUCGAUGCUCGCAAGGAUGCUGCCGAGGGCAAGAUCUCCAGCGAGCAGCUCCGCAAGAUCGAGGACGAGUGGAUCGAGGGCGUCGUUACCAAGCAGGUUGAGAACGGCCUGCUCUCCAUCACUGAUGGCGAGUUCCGCCGCGCCUACUUCCACCUCGACUUCCUCGAGCAGCUGAGCGGCGUUACCGUCACCCGCCAGAUCAAGUACGGUGCCCCGCCCGUCCUUAGCGUCACUGGCAAGCUCGAGCACGCAAAGCCUAUCCAGGUCGAUGACUUCAACUUCCUCGAGAAUGCCAUCGCCAAGAACAAGGCCGUCGGUGCCACCACCAAGGUUGCUAUCCCCUCGCCCACCAUGGUUCACUUCCGUGGUGGCCGUGCCGGCAUCGACAUCAACUCCUACCCCGAUCUGGAUGUCUUCUUCGAGGACUUGGCCAAGGUUUACCAGGAGGAGCUUGACCUGCUCUACAAGGCCGGCUGCCGCUUUGUCCAGCUCGACGACACCAACCUCGCCUACCUCUGCGACCCUAAGAUGCGCCAGGAGGCCGAGGCUAGGAACGAGGACCUCAAGACUCUUCCCAAGAAGUAUGCCGAGCUCAUCAAUGCCGCCAUCUCCAAGAAGCCUGCCGACAUGAAGAUCGGCAUCCACCUGUGCAGGGGCAACUACCAGUCGCAGUGGUUCGCCUCCGGUGGCUACGAGCCCGUCGCUGAGGUUCUCUUCAAGGACCUCAACGUCGACGCUUACUUCCUCGAGUACGAUGACGCCCGCUCUGGUGACUUCGCUCCCCUGCGCUUCCUUCCUGAGCACAAGGUCGUCGUCCUCGGCCUCAUGUCCUCCAAGAAGAACACCCUCGACGACAAGGACGAGAUCAUCAAGCGCCUGAACGAGGCCGCUGCCGUGUGCCCUCGUGGUCUUGACCAGCUGUGCCUGAGCCACCAGUGUGGCUUCUCCUCCACCGCCGAGGGCAACAAGCUCUCCGAGGAGGAGCAAUGGGCUAAGAUCCGCCUCGAGGUCGAAAUCGCCAAGCAGGUCUGGGGUAAUGACCUGUCGAAAUAG
Molecule: messenger RNA, 1119 nt
Organism: Lasiodiplodia theobromae
Lineage: Eukaryota; Fungi; Ascomycota; Dothideomycetes; Botryosphaeriales; Botryosphaeriaceae
Product: Methionine synthase
Exons: 1
Coding region: 1-1119 (372 amino acids)
Molecular function (GO): zinc ion binding; 5-methyltetrahydropteroyltriglutamate-homocysteine S-methyltransferase activity
Source: RefSeq, a predicted model, not a curated record